AUGCAUGACGUAGAAAUAAUUAUCUUGUGUUCUGUUGUGAUUGGUGUAUUAGGUGAACUCACUUUGACUGAGAGAGAUGCCGCUAAAUGGGCUUCAUCACCUUUUGAAAACGAUACGUCAAUAAGGCCAUUUACUGUUACCUUCUGCGAAUAUGAUAUCAAAGAUUUGAAGACUCGCCUCAGUGACUCAUCAAGGUCAUUUGUUCCUUCACUACAAGGAGUUGGGUUCGAGUAUGGAUUUAACAGCAAACUGUUGCCUGAAUGGAGGUCGUAUUGGGCUAAUCAGUACAAUUUUAAAGCUCGUUUAUCAUAUAUAAACAAAUACCCACAGUUCAAGACGAAUAUUCAAGGGACUGAUGUUCAUUUUGUUAGAGUCCUUCCUCAGAACACAGUAUUCUGCGAAGUUCUCCCCCUUCUCAUCUUGCACAGUUUCCCCAGCACUUUCCUCGAAUUCUACAAAGUUGUACCACGAUUGACAAGAUGUGUUAAUGGACUCGCAUUUGAAGUCAUCCUUCCUAGCAUUCCCGGAUAUGGAUUUUCUGACCCACCGACGAAGGUAGGCUUUGGUGCAGCGGAAGCAGCUACGGUGAUGAAGAACUUGAUGAAACGUAUUGGUCACCCUCAAUUCUUCUUAGCGUCGGGAGACAUCACACAUGUCGGUGCAAUGAUGGCGACUUUGUACCCUCACGUUGUAUUAGGAUUCUUCGCAAAUAAUUUGGUUUCCUACAAUCCUUUAUCUUGGGGUCUUUGGGUUGCUGGAGCCUUAUCCCCGUCAUUAUUGGCAGAUAAGACAUAUCAGAACAAAAUGUAUCCACUUGGGUCCACUAUCACAAGCUUUUUGGCUGAAACUGGUUUUGUGCACAUCCUUGCUACCCAACCCGAUGCAAUUGGUGUAGCAAUGAAUGAAUCUCCAACUGGUAUGAUGGCGUUUAUAUUACAAGUGUCACAAUGGUUGGCCAAUAACGCUAGUGUGUACCAACCUGAUGGAGGUCUUGGACUCGUCAAUCGUGAUGAGGCUUUAGAUUCAGUCAAUAUUUACUGGUUUAGCAACUGCUUAACUUCUGCCGGCCGACUCUAUUCAGAAACAUUCAACAACAGAACUUAUCAAGAAGAAAUUUACGCAAGGAAAACCCACGUGCCAACUUGGAUUAUAACUGCCAACAGCUCAGCUAUAACUCAAGCCCCAGCUCAAUACGCCAUAAAAUACAAAUGUUUACUGCAAACCACAUACCUUGACAAAUAUGGUCUCUUUUUAGCAAAUCAAGCUCCAGAUUAUUACGCGAACAGCAUUCACAAUGCCGUCAGCUUCAUGCAAGCCUGUCACCUCAGCAAUGUCUAUAGCGACUAUCAACAGUUAUAG
Arctia plantaginis is the source of this 1359-nucleotide messenger RNA. The record is from the annotation of a GenBank genome assembly. Lineage: Eukaryota; Metazoa; Arthropoda; Insecta; Lepidoptera; Erebidae.